This is a messenger RNA of Emiliania huxleyi CCMP1516, 501 nucleotides long. RefSeq lists its product as hypothetical. Bases 1 to 501 code for a protein of 166 amino acids. The record is from RefSeq and is a predicted model, not a curated record. NCBI's taxonomy places the organism in Eukaryota, Haptophyta, Isochrysidales, Noelaerhabdaceae. Gene Ontology annotation, biological process: regulation of signal transduction; regulation of dephosphorylation. Gene Ontology annotation, cellular component: cytosol. Gene Ontology annotation, molecular function: protein phosphatase 2A binding. The transcript is spliced from 2 exons.
AUGAGCUUGCCACCGGAGUGCUCGCUCGAGGCGACCCCCCUUCCGGUGUGCUUCGCGCAGGCCCAGGCAGCAUAUCACUGGGUGGACGGCUCCAGUCUCGGCGGCGCGGACCCCGCCCUCCAGCAGCGCGUCGCGGAUGGCCUUGCGUUUGCUGAGAAGGCUGCCGAGCUCGUGUCCUCCUUGUCCGUCUUCUCGGCGAACGAGGAGCUCGAGGACAUCAACACCGGCGACCUAAAGUAUCUGCUCCUGCCGUUCCUUCGAGCCGAGCUCAUCCUCCGCAUUCAGCCCGAGGAGGCUGCGGGCUGCCACGACGUGCGUCUGAAGCACCUGCGGCACGCAGCGGCCCUGCUCGAGGCAUUCCUGCGCGAUCUCGAGGCGCGGCGUGCGCUGCGCGCCGAGGCGCGGGCGGGGUGGGAGGAGGCGUGCGCGGACAAGCCACUCGAUGCCGCCGCCUCGCGCACCCUCAAGAAGCCGGGGCCUGAAGUUCCCCUGGAGCCCUAA